AUGGCGAAGGACAAGAAGAAGCAGUCCGGAGGCGGCGCGGCGCAGCGCGCACCCGCCACCAGCGACCCGCGAUUCGCCCGGCUCCACACCGACCCGCGCUUCCUCAAGCCCAAGAAGGACGAUGUCAAGGUCAAGAUCGACGACCGUUUCAAGGGUCUGCUCGCUGCCGACGGGGAAAAGAAGGGCCCCAAGUCCGGCGCAGCGGCCAGGAAGACGGACAAGUACGGAAGGAAGGUGCAGAAGGGACAGAGCGAGGUCGAGCAGAUGCGCCGGUUCUACCGCCUGGACGAGGAGGGCGUCGAUGACGGCGAGGCGGCAGCGUCAGACGAAGACGACGACGACGAAGACAAGGAGCAGGGCGUCGUCGAUUACGCACGUGGUGAGGGCGAGCUCGAGAGUUCGAGCGAAGAGGAGUCGAGCUCUGCAUCCGACGACGAAUCCGACGAGGAGAGCAGCGAGGAGGACUCCGACGAAGACGACGAUGUCAUGAUCGGGCCCUCGAGCGUCGUGGACAAGGCCAAAAGGAAGCAAAAAGCCGGCAGCCGAUACCGCGACGAUGAAGACGAGGAGGAUGACGACGACUUCGGUGAUGAUAUCGGCGAGAUUGAUCUCAACGAGGACGAGGACGAGAGCAUCUACGCUCAGCUCGACGCACAGGCACAACGUGCCAUCGCAGAGGGCGGCAUCGAGGGUGACUCGGAUGCCGACGACGGAGAGGCCGCAGAGUCGUCCAAGGCGGCCAAGGCGAAGGGGAAGAGCAAGUCGAAAAAGUCAAAGAAGGACAAGGUGCCGCGCGGCGACGACACGCACCGGCUCGCCAUCGUCAACAUGGACUGGGACCACGUGCGGUCCAAGGAUCUCUACAAGGUCUUUUCCAGCCUGGUCUCGAUGAACCCCGUCGAGGCGAAGCGGCGCGUCGGCACCCACGGUCCGGCGGUCAACACGGUGCGGGGCUCUGUGCUGUCGGUCCGGGUGUACCCGAGCGACUUUGGAAAGGAGCGCAUGGCGCAGGAGGACGCCGAGGGGCCGCCAAAGGACAUCUUCAAGAAGAAGAACAAGAGAAGCGCAGCCGGCGACGGCUCGGACUCGGAAGAGGAGAUCAACGAAAAGACCAUCAUCCAGGUCGACGAGGGCAACGAGUUUGACGAGGAGGCGCUGCGGAAGUACCAGCUUGACCGGCUGAGAUAUUACUACGCCGUCGCGACGUUCGACAGCAAGGAGGCAGCACGCCACGUCUACAACGAGAUCGACGGCACCGAAAUGGAGCGUACGGCCAACGUCUUUGACCUGCGCUUCGUGCCAGACGGCAUGGAGUUCCCCGACGGCGAGGACGGCCGGGAUGCCGAGUUCCGCGACGAGACGACCGAGGACGUCGGCAACUACAAGGGCGUCGACUUCAUGACGGACGCGCUCCGCCACUCCAAGGUCAAGCUGACGUGGGAUCAGGACGAUCCGGAGCGGAGCAAGCUGACGCGCCUCGUGUCGCGCGGCGGCCUGACAAAGGAGCAGCUGCGGGACGACGACUUCAAGGCCUAUCUGGCGUCGGCGACCGAGUCCGAGGGCGAAGACGAGGACGAGGAGACGGCCAAGGCGCAGCGGGACAAGUUCCGCGCGCUCUUCAACCUCGACGACACGGGUGACUACAAGGGCAAGCGCGGCGGCGGCGUCUUUGACGACGAGGACGACGAGGGCGCGCCCCAGCAGGGCGACAUGGAGAUCACUUUCAUGCCUGGUCUCUCGGAGGCGGCGGCGCGGAAGAGCAAGGGACAGAAGAAGGGCGGCGACGAGGACGACGAGGAUGAGACGACGCUCGACAAGUACAAGCGCAAGAUCAAGGCGAGGAAGGAGAAGCGCAAGGCCAAGCUCGCCGGCAAGGACGGCGAGGAGCAGGGCGGCAGCGACGACGACGACGAGGCAGCGGCGGCCAAGAUGCCCGUCGACGACGCCGGCUUCGACGAUCCCUUCUUUGCCAGCGACAACGACAUGGACAUGGAGGCGGCGCUCGAGGCUGAGAUGGAGGGCCCUGGCAACGCCAAGACCAAGGCCAAGUCGAAGAAGGACAAGACGGCGGGCAAGAAGGCGUCGCGCGACGCAGACGAGGAUCCCGAGGAGGCGGCGCGGCAGCGUGCGGAGCUGUCGCUGCUGAUUGGCGAAGACGAGGACGACGAGCGGACCAAGGAGGGGCGGCAGCACUUUGACAUGAAGGACAUCCUGCGCGUCGAGUCGGGCAAGGACGUCAAGCGGCAGAAGCUGCUCAAGCGGCUGUCCAAGAAGAAGCAGCGGCAGGAGGAGGAGUUCCAGGCGCGCAAGGGCAAGCCGCUGAUCCAGGACAGCUUCGAGAUCGACACAAAGGACGAGCGCUUCGCCGCCCUCAUGGACGACCACCGCUACGCCAUCGAUCCGAGCCACCCAGGCUUCGUCAAGACCAACGCCAUGAAGCAGCUGCUCGACGAGAGGAGAAAGAGGCAGGACAGCCGGCGCCAAGGAGAAGAGUCGGCGGCGCGCAAGUCCCCUGCCGCCAACGGCGUGGAUGGCGGCAGGCAGGACGGCAGCGGUGGCGGCGAUGCCGAGCUCGCCUCGUUGGUGGACAAGUUCAAGAAGCGCCCGGCCACCGCCAAUGGCAGCAGCGAGCCCAAGCAGAAGAAGGCCAAGAAGGCCAAGAAGUAG
This is a messenger RNA of Pseudozyma flocculosa PF-1, 2667 nucleotides long. RefSeq lists its product as uncharacterized. The transcript is spliced from 2 exons. The coding region runs from base 1 to 2667 and encodes 888 amino acids. Gene Ontology annotation, cellular component: nucleus. Gene Ontology annotation, biological process: rRNA processing. Lineage: Eukaryota; Fungi; Basidiomycota; Ustilaginomycetes; Ustilaginales; Ustilaginaceae. Gene Ontology annotation, molecular function: RNA binding. The record is from RefSeq and is a predicted model, not a curated record.